AUGAAUUUACCAGAAGGAAUUUUGGGUCUAUUUGUAACGUCUUUUGAGCCUGGCGUUGGUAACAGCAUUAUUUGGAAAUACAAAAAUCCCUCCAAUGACGAGGACCCAGAGAUGGAUGGGGUGGAGUACACCUCUAUGCCAUCUGGAAUGCAUUUGAUGAACUCCGACGAGAUAUAUUUCACUACGGAAGGCGACAACCAUGGAAUUGCUAUCUAUAGAAAGAUACCUUCAGCCGAUCAACAUGAGCGUGGUGUUAAGAUGUUUUCAGUCGGGGUGAUCACGAGAGGCACUUACACACCAUAUGAUUACUUACCGGAACUAGAGGAACUCUCUCUAUAUUUACUGACAAACCGCCCGUCCGAUGUUCUGCUUGAGAUGUUUUUUGCUCCAAUACAAUCAUCUGACAAUGAUCACAUUACCCAGCAAUCACCAUCACCUAAAGCACUUUCGCUGCUUUUCGAUGUACUUGGCCCGCUGCUGCUUCUGCUGUUCAGAUUGCUGCUUGCACAAAAGCGAGUAGUGAUAUUUUUUCGCCCUACCGAAGGAAAAGGAGUUGGAUGGAUUAGCGCAGCUUUAAAAUCUUUCUCCGAAAUUCUCAACAAUGAUGAUGAUGGACUUAUCAGUGAAUCUAGAACUCGCUAUAUUGGUAAUGUUGGUUUGACCGAUUUAGAGCGUUUGGAGAGUGUAAAGCGUGGCUAUAUAGCAUCUACCACCGACGCGUUGUUAUUGGAGAAGCCCCAGGUAUAUGACGCAAUUAUAGAUUUAUCACCCAAAGUCAAAUACCCCUCCCUAUACAUAUCACAAACACAUGAAAAGGGCGCGUUACUUACUAGGCAGACCUACACGCUUGCUGAUUUAAACCUCUGGAGGAAGCUGAGAAGUAGAAUUGAUUCUCAAACUCUCGUUUCUUCACCGCCUUAUGGGUUUGCGGACCUCUUUGCGGAUAUAUGGAGCUCUAUCUUUGGGGCCAAUAGCAAAAUGAGUAUACCAUCGCCAACACCGAGUGAAUAUUACCCAGAAAACGAACCAAACACAAAUGAAGAUGACGAAGUCAGACUUUUAAGGAAGAGCCUCAACCCGUCACCUGCUAUAGCAGCUUUCAUGAAGAACUAUUCUAAUGCGAUUCUUGCUAGUUUACUCGCGUUGGCACUAAAGCCAGAUUAUGACCACAAUGAAAACGUUAGAGAUGAAGAUCACCAUCAAAUAGACGGUGACAAUGUUAUCAACGAUGAUAGACCGCUUGAGCUGUCAGCAGCAGAUCUACUGACGCUUGGGUUGUCACCACUUAGUGAUGUCGAUAGUCUAGUGGCUAAGACAAUAUCAAAGACGGAAUUGGGAAGGAGUGCAACCGUCUCGGUCAGUUGUGCUUGGUCUGUAGCUUCCUUUGUACGUCGCCAAUUCUUAAGUAUUGGCUGGAUAUAG
Molecule: messenger RNA, 1422 nt
Organism: Wallemia ichthyophaga EXF-994
Lineage: Eukaryota; Fungi; Basidiomycota; Wallemiomycetes; Wallemiales; Wallemiaceae
Product: Protein LCHN
Exons: 3
Coding region: 1-1422 (473 amino acids)
Cellular component (GO): lipid droplet
Source: RefSeq, a predicted model, not a curated record